Molecule: messenger RNA, 918 nt
Organism: Cucurbita pepo subsp. pepo (vegetable marrow)
Lineage: Eukaryota; Viridiplantae; Streptophyta; Magnoliopsida; Cucurbitales; Cucurbitaceae
Source: RefSeq, a predicted model, not a curated record
GAGCAGGGUAGAAAAGGUUGAAGAACGCUGAGAUAAACAGAUCUGCGAAGCUCUGAACUGAAACUUGCUCAACAAUGGCGUCUAAGCUACUUCUUUUCACCGUCUUUCUCUUUGAUAUCAUCGCUUUUGGCUUAGCCAUUGCAGCUGAGCAAAGGCGAAGCAUUGCGAAGAUAGUUGAAGACACAGAUGCAAAAAGAAACUACUGUGUGUAUGACUCAGACAUUUCAACUGGAUUAGGAGUUGGAGCAUUUCUCUUCCUUAUGGCUAGCCAGAUCCUCAUAAUGCUGGCUAGCCGCUGCUUCUGCUGUGGUAAGCCUCUGAGUCCCGGUGGUUCAAGGGCUUGUGCCCUCCUUCUUUUCAUAGCCUGCUGGGUGUUUUUCUUAAUCGCCGAGAUAUGCUUGCUGGCCGGUUCGGCUAGGAAUGCAUACCACACCAAGUACAGAACACUGCUUACUGAUACUCCUCCCUCUUGCCAAAUGUUGAGAAGAGGAGUGUUUGCUGCAGGAGCAGCUUUCACUUUCUUCACUUCCAUUGUUUCUCAGUUUUACUACGUCUGCUACUCGAGGGCUCGAGAGAACUUCCAAUCUUAUAACAAAGACGCCAACAUUGGCAUGAGUACCUACAAAUGAGAUUCGUAGAUGUCCUUUUCGAUCAUAUCCCGCUUCGAGAUAGUUUUGUUUUUCAACUUUCUGUGGUUUUCAAUCCAGUUUAUAGAAGCCCAUAGGUUGCCUUCUCUACUAUUCUAUGUUGUGAACAAAGUUUGUGGUUGAUAGUUUUUGUGUCGGUAUCGAAAAACAUUGCUUGUUUGAUUGUUUAGGCCAUUGUGAUGUCAGGCUGUAGGAAAUGUUGCUGCUAUGCAGAAGAUGGACGUUCAUGUUGCAAGGACAUUGUGUUCUUGAAAUAAUGAACUUUUGAAAC